CACCACCCGACUAUUUACGAUCCCCAAACCCAAACGACCCAUAUAUAUACACACAUACAACAAGAACAAAACCCUAAUCACUGCCUCCCUCCUCAUCUUCGCUCUGCUCGUCGCCGCUUCAUCUUCUUCCCUUUCAGUUCAAUCAGACUUCGUACCGGCGGUGGUUGGAGGAUGAGUCGAGGCGGAAGCGCGGCGGCCGGAGGUGGCAAGGGGAAGAAGAAGGGGGCGACGUUCACGAUCGACUGCGCGAAGCCUGUGGAGGAUAAGAUUAUGGAGAUCGCCUCCCUCGAGAAGUUUCUCCAGGAGCGGAUCAAGGUCGGGGGCAAGGCCGGUGCGCUCGGCGACUCCGUCACUGUCACUCGUGAGAAGAACAAGAUCACUGUCACCUGCGAUAGCAACUUCUCCAAGCGGUAUUUGAAGUACUUGACCAAGAAAUACUUGAAGAAACACAAUGUUCGUGAUUGGCUCCGGGUUAUUGCUUCCAACAAAGAUCGAAAUGUGUAUGAACUUAGGUACUUCAACAUUGCUGAGAAUGAGGGUGAAGAUGAAGAUUGAUGAUCGCUCUCAUAUGUCAUAGCAUUCUUGUUUCAUUGCGCAGUUUGUAGUUCUUGUUAUGUUUAAUUUGUACUCUUUUCACAAUUUUGUUUCUUGAAUUAGUUAUUUUGCAUUAAUGCUGUUGGUGGGAUAAAGAAUUCGACACUUGCUAUUUCAGAGUUAGUUUAAUGUCUCUGUGUGGAGUUCAAUUGUGGUGA
This is a messenger RNA of Camellia sinensis, 752 nucleotides long. Its product is annotated as large ribosomal subunit protein eL22z. Gene Ontology annotation, molecular function: structural constituent of ribosome; RNA binding. NCBI's taxonomy places the organism in Eukaryota, Viridiplantae, Streptophyta, Magnoliopsida, Ericales, Theaceae. Gene Ontology annotation, biological process: cytoplasmic translation. The record is from RefSeq and is a predicted model, not a curated record. Gene Ontology annotation, cellular component: ribosome.